UACAUAGAUAAUGUCGUACUCGUAUGGAGUAUAUUUCUCUGGCGCGUUCAAUUUUUUAUAAAAUAUAAUGUUUUCAUCAUAACGAUAACAUUUAACGUAGUUAUUUUAUUGUAGUUUCUGUUCUAUUUUGAAUAUAUUGUAUAUAACGUUUCAUAGUCAUAACAACGUGUACUUGACAUUUUGCUGAUUAUCUUCUUUUAGGUUAUGUUAACGAGUUCAUAUUUAUUGUAUAAAUUAUAUAAACAAUGACUGAGGGAGAAACUGAGAAUAAUUGUCGGGUCGUAGAUAUACCAUACCCAUUUACGAAACGGAAAGUAGAAUGUGCAGGUGGUGCAUACCUUCGAUAUUAUAAUAUAAAAUGUCACGGCGAGGAUACAUUAUUGUUCACAUCAAAAUCAAAAGAUAAGGCCGAAGAAAUAGUGUUUGAAGACGAUGUUGAAUAUUUGCGAAGCUUAGAUCCCAAGGAGUGGAAGAAGCAGGAUCACUACGCUGUGUUAGGUAUAAAAAAGUUGCGUUACGAAGCUUCCGACGACGAUAUUAAACGUGCGUACAGACAGAAGGUGCUGAAACAUCACCCGGACAAGCGUAAAGCCCUGGGCGAAGAGGUGAGAAGUGACGAUGACUAUUUCACGUGCAUUACUAAAGCCUACGAAAUUCUUGGUACACCAAAAAGUAGAAGAUCUUACGAUUCUAUUGACCCCGAGUUUGAUGAUUCUGUACCCACUUCCAGUGAAGUUAAAAAAGACGGAUUUUUUGAAACCUUUGCUAAGUACUUUGAAAUUAAUGCUCGUUGGUCGGAAAGAAGAAAUGCGCCUUUAUUGGGCGAUGAAAACAGCUCCCGUGAAUUCGUUGAAAAAUUUUACUCAUUCUGGUAUGAAUUUGAUUCCUGGCGUGAGUUUUCUUAUUUAGAUGAAGAGGAAAAGGAGAAGGGGUCUGAUAGAGAGGAACGAAGAUGGAUAGAAAAACAAAAUAAGGCAGCUCGUGCAAAACUAAAAAAAGAAGAAAUGGCAAGAAUACGUAGUCUCGUAGACUUAGCAUAUGCAAAUGACCCAAGGAUACAGCGCUUUAAGCAAGAGGAUAAAGACAAGAAAUUAGCUGCUAAGCGUGCUAGACAGGAUGCAAUACAAGCUAAAAAGGCAGAAGAAGAGAGGAUAAUGAAAGAGGCACAGAUUGCCAAGCAGAAGGCAGAGGAGGCCGAAAGGGCAAGAUUAGAUGCAGCGAGAGCUGAGAGGGAACUCAUAAAAAAGAAUCUGCGUAAGGAGAGAAAAACAUUUAGAGACCUAUGCAAAGCUAACAAUUACUAUGCUGAAAAUGAUGAUGAAAGUGUUUCACACAUGGCUGCAGUUGAAAAAAUUUGUGAAAUGUUGAAAAUAGUUGAAUUACAAGAUCUAACAAAAGAUUUGGAAGUAACUGGACGAGAGGCAUUCUUAAAUGCAGUUAAAGAAUCUGAAGAUAAACUUGAAGCAGAACGUAGAGCUUUGUUUGAAACAAAGAAGGCAGAAGAACAGAAAAUUAAAAAAAAUGCAGCUUUAAAAGCUCCUCUCGAGUGGUCCGUAGAUUCAACACAAUUACUUAUUAAAGCUGUAAACCUGUUUCCCGCUGGUACAAACCAGAGGUGGGAUGUAGUUGCGAAUUUCUUAAAUCAACAUGGAACCUUUACUGAUGACAGACGUUUUAAUGCAAAGGAAGUUUUAAAUAAAGCCAAGGACUUGCAGAGUUCAGAUUUUUCAAAGAGCAGUCUCAAGAAAGCAGCAAAUGAGGAAGCCUUUGAUCAGUUUGAAAAGGAUAAAAAGAAAGUUGUUAAUGUUGUUAACGAUAAUAGUAUUUCAAAGAAUGAUACCUCUAAACUAGUGAAUGGCACAGCUCGGCCAAGAAUUAACGGCGAUAUUAAAGAAAAAGAAGCUAAAGAUGAGAAGCCAUGGACAAAAACUGAGCAAGAGCUUUUAGAGCAGGCCAUUAAAACAUUCCCAGUAAGCACACCAGAGCGAUGGGAUAAAAUUGCAGAUUGUAUUCCAAACCGAUCCAAAAAAGACUGCAUGAAAAGGUACAAGGAAUUAGUUGAAUUAGUUAAAGCCAAGAAACAAGCCGCCAAUAUAUCUAAAUAACAUUUAAUUACAGCAUUAGUCCACUAUCAAAUUAUAAAUGACAAUUUCAACAAACCUAAAAAUAUGUGCACUUUGAGUUAUUUCAAUUCUUAAAAAUAAAGAAAGCAUUCAAAAAUGAUUUUACAUAAGAAAAACUCAAUAUAAUGAUAGAAUAUAUAUGAAUAAAAUGGUUAAUCUUCUUGCAUAAUUUUUAUUAGGUAUUUAAAAUUAUAUUCUAAAAAGCAUAUAUGAGAAACAAAAUAUCUAAUAUGAAAAGGUUGUUCACAAUAAAAUGUGUGUAAGUAUAAGCCAUUUUAGUAAUCUUCCAGUUAAAAAUAUACAAACAUUGUAAUCUCAUGAUUUUUCACAUUUACAUUACAAUAUUGAGAUUGUUUUUAAACUUAUUUUCUUAAUUAUGAUAACUAUUAUAUAUUUUUUUUUAACAGAAAUAACUUAGUACAUGUAUACAUGAUUAAUUUUUAGCAAGCAGUUUAAUAUUUAUAAAAUUUUCAAAUUUAAUUUGAUAGUGUUUCAUUUGACUGAACUUCUUUUAUUAUUUUGUUUGUAAAUUAAACCUAAAAGUACAAUAAUUUGGUAUUUUCACGUAUCUAAAAUUAAUCAAAUAUAAUGAUUAUUCAGCCCACUGUAUAGAUAUUGUAAAGUCUCAUACUGUAGGUAUGUUUGUUUAAUGUAUUGGCAGAUUUGAAUCACUUCAAUAUGAGAACGCACUAGGUAUAUUUUUGUAUUUAUGUUUACUUUGUGAUGAAUUAACAUAGUCAAUUGGUAAUUUA
Molecule: messenger RNA, 2875 nt
Organism: Nymphalis io (European peacock)
Lineage: Eukaryota; Metazoa; Arthropoda; Insecta; Lepidoptera; Nymphalidae
Product: dnaJ homolog subfamily C member 2
Exons: 2
Coding region: 246-2105 (619 amino acids)
Biological process (GO): regulation of translational fidelity; 'de novo' cotranslational protein folding
Cellular component (GO): cytosol
Molecular function (GO): Hsp70 protein binding; ribosome binding
Source: RefSeq, a predicted model, not a curated record